Messenger RNA from Thrips palmi, 7300 nucleotides. It is a transcript of the gene l(3)80Fg, whose product is annotated as dnaJ homolog subfamily C member 16. The transcript is spliced from 15 exons. NCBI's taxonomy places the organism in Eukaryota, Metazoa, Arthropoda, Insecta, Thysanoptera, Thripidae. Bases 1 to 2403 code for a protein of 800 amino acids. The record is from RefSeq and is a predicted model, not a curated record.
AUGACAUGGAAAGUACUUUUUCUCCUUGUUUGUCUCCUGGUAUGUGGAAUCAACGGAUUUUCAGACCCUUACAGGGUUCUGGGCAUUCCCAAAUCAUCAACAGUACCGGAAAUAAGAAAAGCCUACAAAAAUCUAGCGAAAGAAUGGCACCCUGACAAAAAUCAUGAUCCAGCUGCUGAGGAGAAGUUUGUGGAAAUCACACAAGCCUAUGAGCUGCUCUCUGACCCUGAAAGACGCAAGCAAUAUGACUUGUAUGGGGUCCUGGGAGAUUCUGCAAUAUCAAGAGAGAAACGAGAAUAUAACCAGCAAUAUCAAAAGAAAUUUGAUUUUAUGGAUGAUUUGUUUGGCUUCCCUGGUUAUGGAUCAUUUCGUUAUCGACGAUCAGAACCGGAUAUUACAUCAUUUCACAAAUUGAGUGUAUCUACCAAAGCCUAUGAAAAUAAUUUGGUUCCGAAGAGCUUCCGAACACCUUACCUUAUUCUCUUCUACUCUGAUUGGUGCUUCCCCUGCCUGCAAAUCGAGCCUUUGUGGAGAAAAGUCAUUGAAGAUCUUGAACCUAUUGGAGUUGGAGUAGCCACAGUCCAUUCUGAAAAUGAAAAGAUGCUUGCAAAGAAAGUUGGCAUAAGGUCACUACCAACAAUGGUCCUUCUGAUGGAAGGCAAAACAACCAUUUACAGAGAACCUAUGAUAAGUGCUCAUAAAAUUGUUGAAUUUAUUCGUGCAAAAUUUCCAUACAAUAUAAUGCAGUCAGUUAAUGAUGAUAAUGCCCAUGAGUUUCUAAGAGGCUGGAUAGAUAACCGUGUUAGAGCGCUUGUUUUUGAGAAUAAAGAGCAACCUCGCUUGCGCUAUCUUCUUACCGCCUAUCACUUUCGAGAUCGUGUCGCUUUUGGGUCUGUGAACAUGGGGUCGAUGGAUACUAUUGAGACACAGAAACAGUUCAAAGUGGCUCAUGAUGCUGAUACUCUCUUAAUAUUUAAUGAGAAUCAUAACCGUCCUAUUGUUAGUUUGUCAAUGGCGGAUAUCCCAGUUAACACUAUGCAAGAUGUCAUAAGUCGAAACAAAUAUUUGGUACUGCCUCGUCUUUCAUCACAGACACUACUUGAUGCCCUUUGUCCUCCUGAGUGGGCAAAACCGCGAAAACGCCUCUGUGUUGUCCUUGUAUCUGAAAAUACACCAUAUCAUGACACUCCUCGCCAAGCAUUACGACAGUUUGCUCAAGAAUCAUCUUACAGUGCAGAGAGAGUUCGAUUCACCUACAUAUUUAGAGAACGUCAGAGCGAAUUCAUAAAUGCCUUAACAAGUGGUGAAGGGAGCCCUGCUGAAUCAACUCUACACAUUGUGAUUUUGUGGCGCCGAGACUCAUCUCACAUUAAAUAUGAAUGGCUACCAUCUGGCCUUGAUGCUUCAGUGGAUCAAUGGAAUGAUACCAAGUCUCAUCUGGAAACAACAAUACAUCGACUUCUUCAGUCAAAUGCUGCCUUAUCAGGAGAAGCUAUUGUAAAGGAAUUGAUAGAUGAACAUGCCCAGGGAAUGGUGACACGAAUGGUAAACAAACUUCUUCUGACAGCCGAUUUUCUGAAGGAAUCCAUUGGGAAAGAUCAAAUUCUACCUGCUAUUUCCGUUAUUGGAACAAUUUUGUUCAUCAUUGGUGGUGGUUACCUCAUGUCUUAUCUUGUGCGGCUGGAAGAAGAAAGCAUUAACAAGAAGAAGAACGAUGAUAGCGGCAAGGGUACAACUGAAAAUGGGAAAAAUGGAAGUUAUGUACCGGAACUGAAAUUGCAUGAAAUGAGGGCUGAGAAUUAUAAUGGUCUAGUACGUUUGUUGAAACCUGGCUGUCGCACUAUUAUACUAUUGGUUGAUAUGCAAUCUAGAACCACCCUUCUCCCAAGUUUCCACAAAACAGUGUGGCCAUAUCGCAAGAAUAAAACGUUGAUGUUUGCUCAUCUCUCAUUAGAGAGAGGUCUCGAAUGGUACAAACGGUUGUUGACAUUAAGCCUUCCUGAGCCUCGUGACCUCAACAUAAAUCCUCGCAAUUGCAUUGGUACUGUCUUGUCGCUGAAUGGUCAUCGAAAAUAUUUUUGCAUGUAUCAUGCAAAACAUCCAGAAUGCUCACGAGGGCAAGGCUCAAAACGUAUGGUGAAAAUGACAAAACACUUUAGUAAUCCCCCUUUCAAUGUUGGAAGUGGUGCUUUCAUGGGUUUUGAUACAAGUGAAUCAGAAAGUGAGACGGAAGAUGUGGAAAAGGGAGUGCGUCCUUUGACUGAGGGGUCCGGAGAUGCAGCUGGUGGAGUGCUUUUCCAAGGGAACCUUCUAGACGGCCUCCCUAAUUGGCUGGAUCGAUUAUUUGAGGGCACCACUCAUCGUUAUUAUGUCAAUUACUGGCCUGACUUCACUGGAAAAUAGGUUCAUUCAAGUCUCCCUCUGUGACUGUUCAUUCGAAGAAGUGGAUUUGGAGUCCCUUUGUCAGGAUGAAUUGGUAUUGCUGUUGCCAGUGUAACCUGAGGAAGUUAUUUGACUGCAAAGCAUGUGAUUGUAUUGGUGCACAAAAUGUAAGUGCAGCAUUGUUAUUGGAGGCGCAAUUUUGCUGUGGCUUGAAUUCACAACAGGAUGCAUCAAGUAUGUAUGUUAUGGGUUUAAUCUGGAGUGCAGUUUAAGGAGAUGAGUCUGAGCCAUAAGUUUGCCUCCAGUGAAAUUCCUAAACCUGCCCCUUCAAAUGAUUGCUUUAUGAGACAUUUGUACUGUGCUGGGAAAGUUUGAGGGGUAUUAUUGUUAUCUUGAAUUGAAACUGUUUUACUGAACCAAUGCGUGGUGUGAAGUGCCUAUGUUUUAAAUAUACUAACAUGGCUGAUUAUGUGUACUUUUUACAUUGGUUGCUUGUCUGACUGUUUUCUUGAUAAUUUGUAAUUGAUAAGUUUUGUGAUCAAGAGAUGCUUUUGAUACAUUGUCUGCAUGUGCACCCUCUUUUAACUUUGCUAGCCAAUUGUGUGUGAUAAUGUAAGGCAGAUUCGAGGGACUUUACUUUGAGUUAUUGUGACCUUGAUAAUGAUAUGCAUCGUAACGAAGUUGCACUUCCAUUGGUUUAUAACCACUCUAGCACAACAGUUGUGUAAACAGAAGCUUAAUUGAUGUGGCAUACCCUGUUAUACCUUUGAUUGUUUUAUAACUAUUAGCUUCCCUGCUGGUACGUAAUUGGUCAUGAUGAAAGAGGGGUGGGUUGCCUUCCUUCAAGGUCAAAAAUUAAAAAUUGACUUUUUUGUUUUUUGUUUUGUUUUUGAAAUGUAGUUUCCUUUUUAGGAAACUUUGGUUUCCUCCCCUAUUGUGCCCCUGCCUCUCUGAUUCUGUCUAAAUUAUCACCCAGUAACUAAUUAGCAAUGUGACAGAUAUGAGAUCUCUUUUAACAGAGUGUUGAUUACUUUCAAAUUGUGCUUGAAUUUAUAUUUGUACACCCUUUAUAUCGCUGUUGCUGAAAAGUCUGAUGGAGCAUUUCGAUUUUACUCUGAUAUAAGCAACAGCCAGGUAAUCUUUUUUUACAAAAACAUGUGUGAUUGCCGACCAAGAGCACAUUGUUUCAUAUGUAAUCAACACCCUGACCAAGUGCACUGUAGUGAUGCACUGUCCAGUGGUCUAGUGAAAUGUUUCAUUCAUCUAUCACAUGUAUCAAGUACCUGUCUCUAAUCUUUAUUACAAAACACACAAUAUUUCAAACUUUUUAGGAAAAAAAUAUGUUACAGGUACAUUGAUGUUUCCCUUCCCUCUUGUAGUAUGUUUGUUACCUAUUAGUAUUCAUCUCUUACUCUAUAUGAUCAAGACCUUGUGUGUAUGAGCUCUUUCUAAACGUAAAUAUUUUGUAUAAGGUUAUAGCAAGCACAUUAUAUUAAUCACAACUUUCCCUUCAACAAACCAGUGAAUAUUGUGAUUUUGUGUGAGCUAGAAUUGUUUAUCUGUAGGACAAGUAAAUACGUGUGAUCUCUACAUGGAUCGAUUCUUUCAAGACUUGUUUAAGGCUUUUUGUAAUUGUAACCUCUUUGCAUACUUUGUUCCAAAUUUUGUGAACUGAAAUGGGGUGGACGAUUGCCGAGUUGAAAUGGAGGUAAAGUUUGUAAUGGAAAAUCAGCCUGUGAUUCUCUUAAUUUAUGCAGUUAAACCGUAGCUUAAAUAAUGCAACAGCAUUGGGAAAGCUAGAUAAUAGAAAGGACCCUGAAAGACCUCUGAAUGAAUAAAAGGCAACUUGAGAAAUAUGAUGUUGUAAGGACCAAAAUUUCAAUUUUGAAAGUUUGUUUCAGCAUGGAGAGGUCACAGUGAUAUCAGCCAUAUAUGGCACUGUAUGUUAAUGUGGUACUUUAUGUUCACUGUAUAUUUGCUGUACCUUCAAGCCGCUUCUGCUGUAGAGGUUUAGAUUUUAAAGUUUCUUGUAUCGAUUAUUUUGCAGUAGACCUGGCAAUGUCGUUGAUAAUAAUACAACAAAGAUCCUCACUUGACCCUUUUAGUUAUCUGUGUGUGGGUGAAGUGCUUAUACUUCUAGAAAUAAUACAGGAAACAACUUUUCUCAGUCAUAAUGUGCUGAAAUUAAAUUCAGGGUGUAUUGGCUGUUUAUGGAUCUAGUUUGAAAUUAUGUUGUUACAGGUUUGCUUUUAUUUUCGUGUUUUUAACUCUUCUUUUGUUUUGUCUAACAUUUUCUUUUCCAUUACCUCACUUGUUUCUAAAUAAGUAAGUAGAGCUUUAACAGAUCUUUGCUUGUUGAAAAAUGUUGAGUUUUAAAUUUCUAAGUGGACCAAGUACUCUCUCACUUUAGGUAGGGUUGUCUCAUUCUUGAUUCCCUUGAUGUAUAAUCUAACAAAUUUCUUUGAUCACUUUACAUCUUUGCUCAGAUUGUAUAGGAGAACCCAGCUUUGUAUGCUGUUUCGUGCAAUGCUGUUUCAUGCAAUUCUAUUUUUGUUAACAGAAUGUUGAUAACACUUUUAAAUUGCAGAACUUAUGAGGCUUGUUGAACUGUGACUUGCAGUUUGGUUGAUUUUCAUAAUUAUACAAUUUUCCCCCCCUUAUUGCUGUGUUCACUACUGAUUGUGGGACAAAGGUUUUUUUAAAUGAUGAGUUUAGAACCUCACCCUUAGUGGUGGAUGUCUCUUUAUCUCGCUUUGCUAUGGCUUUGCUUUGAUGCCAAUUCCUUUUGAACAGGUGUUACUUUGUACCCUAUUUACUGUUUCAUUUGAAGGCAAAGUUUUCAGAACUGUGAUUGCUUCUAUGUAAUACAAUGUGGGUUUUCUUUAGCUUAAAAGGAUUUUUCUUUUCAUGUUUUGAUGAAACUUCUCUGUUUGUUUUGUUUUGCUCCGUAUUUGGAGUUGCUCACUUUAACAGAGUACAUGUUAUCUGAGGGUUUCAGCAGUAGUGUGAUUUUGAACAGCCUGAACUUUCUCAUUUUCAUCCUUCAAUUUGCCUUUCCAAUUUUGGAAUGCAAUAUCCCAUCCUGAGAUCAUUGCUGAAAAAUAAAGAAAAAUGUGAUGAAAGUGGUCAUCCUUGGUUUUUCAGUCUUUUCUAGGCAUUGGUUUCAGGGUCAUUGUGACUUCUUGUGAAACAGCUUCUAACUGUGUGAUUCAUACUAUGCCAUUAUUAUUUAUUUCAUGCAAGUGCCAACUUCAUCUCUUUCAACGAGUUUCAUCUGUUUUCUGUAUAUGAUUUGCAUCACUGCCGUUAUGUGUUAAAACACCUUGUCUGUGACGGGUCUAUCCAUGUGGACCCAAUCCCAUUCUGUUCUAAAAUCAUUGUCACAGUAUUGAAAGAAAUUUGUGUGCUUCUGUAUUCAAAAUGUUUUUUUCCAAAGGAAACAAUAAUAAUAGGGUGUGGAAAAUUGCAAUACUCUUACAUAGUUGUAACAGCUAGCGAGCAUUGCCAAAUGUCCUAGGGUGCAGUCAGAUCAUUUAUUAGAUUUGACAUUUCUUCCAUUGAUUCUUUGUCCAUCAUCAUGUGUGUUCUGUUCAUUUUUUUUCUUGUGUGCUUUUUUCUUUCUGUUGCUUUUUUUACUAUUUGUAAAAGUUAAUGCUUUCCUUCAAAACAUGAUAGAUGUGUAUUUGGCAGGAGUCAUUUUAAAACUUUAUUAUUGUUAUUAUUAUUUAAAUAGUGUGGUCAUCGCACAAAUAUUUCUUAUCUGUCAUAGCAUAUUUUAAAUUGUAUUAUGUAUUGGUUCAUUUUCAAUGCUGGUGCAUCAAAUGAUUCUGAAUUAAUCAAUACAGUAAAACAUGUCUCUCUUACAAAAAGAUCAAAACAAUAAACCAAAAUCUGUUUCUUGUAAAAAAGCCUGAAAAUCACAGUUUAAGUUUUAAGUUUAAGUUUUUAUACAAAUUCAUCAUUGUGGUGUAAGUCAACCUCCUCACUCUAGUCAUAUUACAAAUUUUGUUUGUAAAUUACCUUUGUGUUUAAUUCUUGUAAGCUCAUAUUUCAUUUCCUUCUUACCAACGGUCAAGGGGCAAAAAUGUGUCAUACCAUUAUAGUAAUGAUAAUUAAUGAAAUGUCACCAAGUAAUUUCGGUUUUUUAUUUAUUAAUUUAAGUCAUUUGUGGAUAUUCAUGAAUGUCAAUCAAAAUGUCGGUUUGUUGUUUUGCUCGUUCUAAUUUUAUGUGUUGUUAUUGAUUAUUGUGAACGAGGAGUGUCUUAUUUAUUGCCUAUUGUGUUUUUCGUGCAUGAAAGUGCCAAGUUGUGCAAUUUAUGCACUAUGAGAGAUGUUAAGGUCUUAUCAUAAAUUUGUUACCCAGAAACACUGCAGUUAAGAAAGUUCUUCUGUAAGAGAUUGUGGUUCAAAGCACCUUGUCUAGUCAGCCAAUUGGUUCUUUGUUAAGGACUGAUGAAUGAUCAUCUCUAGCCCUUUUAUUAAAUCUUAUCUAAACGGAUCUAUCGCUAUACUGAUCUGAUCAUCGCGGAAUCUGCACUCUUAGACAGAAAAGGGGUAGAGUAGAAAAAUUAAUGAAAAAUUUUGUUUACUUCUCUUUGACUUAAUUGAGCGUAUUUUUUGUUUGUUUUUUUCUUCUCUAGAGAAACAACUUGAUGAAAAUGGUAAUUUUUUUGUUGGCUUCUUCAGCCAAUCAUCUGAACAAACAAAUAUUGCAUUGAUAUUGUAUUUGCCUUACCACUGUCUUCUAGUCAGGGAAACUUUUACUAGUUCCAGAACUAUUUAAUCAUAGACUCAAUAUUGUAUCAAAGGCUUGGUUUUAAUUUUAUUUCUUACCGCACAUAAAAUAUUUGUCUUUAAAACAAAAUUAGACAUUGUCCAGGUUUUCAUACAUUUUGAAAUACAUCUCUUUAAAGACUGA